Molecule: messenger RNA, 898 nt
Organism: Stegodyphus dumicola
Lineage: Eukaryota; Metazoa; Arthropoda; Arachnida; Araneae; Eresidae
Gene: Nse1
Product: SMC5-SMC6 complex component Non-SMC element 1
Biological process (GO): double-strand break repair via homologous recombination
Cellular component (GO): nucleus; Smc5-Smc6 complex
Molecular function (GO): ubiquitin-protein transferase activity
Source: RefSeq, a predicted model, not a curated record
UUUCUCGGGCAAAAACACUCAAACUAUAGGUGCACUGCUCUUGUUUUGAUUAUAGUUGAAAGCAAACGUAAAUAAUAAAAUUUGGAUGUUGAGUUUCUGAAACUAGUAGCGGGCAUUUGCUGUACUGAAGAUAAAGUUUCAUUUAACAAGGUAUCUGAUGACUUCUCUAGGAGAUCAACACAGAAUGUUCAUACAAGCAUUUAUGUGGAAAAAAUUUUUUAGUAGUGAUGAAGUAAGGCAACUGCAUAAAGAGUGCCAUGUGAAAAAUAAAGUGCCAAGAACAGAGUUGAAGAACUUUGUUGACAGAAUUAAUAGUGCUAUUAGUCCUAUGAAUAUGGCAAUAAAAAAGGGAACAGAUGAAAUCAGUGGUGAAGAUUAUUAUGUGCUUAUUAAUGCAGAUGAUAAUCAAAUAUCCAGGUUAUCAUCUGAAUACAAGCCUAAAGAACUGGAGCUGUUCAAGAAAAUUAUAAAUAGUAUUGUGCUUUCUGAUGAGGGAAAAGUUAAGUCUAUUGAUGCUCUCAACUUGGCUGAUGAAAUUAAUGUUCCAAAAAAGGAUGGAGAAGAAAUUGUAAACAAGUUUUGUGAAGAUGGAUGGCUAAUGAAAAAUGAUGGUUGUAUCAUCUUUGCUACCAGAGCAAUUGUGGAACUGCAACACUUUCUAAGAAAAGAGUUCAAAGAUGAUGUUACAAUAUGCACUUUAUGUCAAAAUAUAGUAUUCCAAGGCGAUAUUUGUACGUCUUGUAGAAAGAAAAUUCAUCAUCAUUGCAGAAACAAAUAUUUUUCUGGUACAAGAAAUUCAACAUGUCCCAGUUGUAAGGUUGAAUGGAAAUAAGUGCUCAUGUUUUUUCUAUCAUAAUAUAUAUAUUCUGUAUGUAAAUAAAUAUCUAUACACAAUUUA